GCGGCUGCACCUAGGUUGGCAAUUGGCACUUGGCAGUAACCAUAGACAAAAUCAAAAUGUCAAUCGAAACAAAAGUCAAAAAAGAAUUUGUGGAAUUUGUAUUUUUCUGGGAACGGGAAUUUGUAACAUGAUUUUGUUGUUUGAUAAUAAUUAUUGAUUGAUUUUGAAUGUGAAUUUGUGACUAUUGGUAUUCAUAACAAACCCUGAAAACUAAUGUAUAUGUGAAAUAGUGCUAGGUAUCAGAAAAUAUAUAAAAAUGGCGCACAUUUUAGACUUUAAUAAAAUAUGUCGCGCUUGUUUAUCCGACACAGGACCUCUCAAAGACUUGUUUACUGCCUGUUCUUCAGGCGUUUUCAAGUAUUGUACUUCUGUCGAGAUUGCAGCCACAGAUCCCCUUCCGAAGCUGAUCUGCCAAACAUGCCUAGACUUGUUGAACAAGCUGUAUUACUUCAAGCAAGUGGUUGUGAGAUCCAAUGUCAUAUUAAAGCAGCAAUGCAGAUUACAGAAUUUACAAGCAAAAAAUGAUCAACCCACAAGUGAAGGCAAUGAUAAUAAUAUGGUAGAGGUGAACAUUACGGAACUGACUGAUGAGCUUAAGAUGCAUGAGAACAACACCACUGGUGAUUGUAUGGAGAGCUCGGAUAAAGCUGAGAAGCCUUCGGCUGAUGCCAUACUCAUUAGUCAGAUUCUACAAAGGCGAAGACGGCGCGGGCCCGGACGUCCGCCCAAAGACCCGGACGGACCUAAGAGAAGACGCGAGCGUAUGAAGUGCAUGAAAUGCGGCAAGAGCUUCCAGAAGUAUGAAAACUUUGAAGCACAUAUGCGUGGACACUUUGGGAAGAAGCCGGACAUCCAGUGCGCGCACUGCGACAAGACGUUCAUGUCGCUGCGCAGCCUCAGCUCGCACGCGCGCAUCCACUCCGCGGUACGCAAAUACCAAUGCCUCGCGUGCGGCAAGAGCUUCGCCUACCUCAACGUGCUCAAGAACCACGAGCUCAUCCACGCGGGCGUGCGCAAGCACCAGUGUCACCUGUGUGACGCCAAGUUCGUGCAGGCGUACAACCUCAAGGUGCACCUGGAGACUCACAGCGACCAGAAGAACUACAGCUGCUCGCAGUGCGGCAAGAAGUUCGCGCAGCCCGGCAACCUCAAGAUACACCUCAUACGGCACACGGGCAUCAAGAACUAUGCGUGCACCAUGUGCGAGAUGAGGUUUUAUAUCAAGGCGGACCUGGUGAAGCACAUGCGCUCUCAUUCGGCGGAGAAGCCGUUCUCGUGCCAGAUGUGCGACAAGACCUUCAAGAGCAGGAGCUUCCAGGCCAUACACAUGCGGACGCACACUGGUGAACGACCGUAUGCCUGCGACUUAUGCCCGAAAAAAUUCAUGGCAAGAAAAGACCUCCGCAACCACAGAAUGAUCCACACGGGGGAAAAACCUCACAAGUGCCAGCUGUGCAACCAGGCCUUCAUACAGAAGUGCGCGCUUAACAGGCACAUGAAGGGGCACGGGAAAAACAACGAGGACGCCCAGACUCUCAUACGAGCACCCUUGCCGCCCGUCAAUAUCAACAACACUCCGCCGCUGGCUAUGGCGUACGCGCAGUGGCAUACUAAUUAAUUCAUGUAACUGUGUGCAUUUACAACACGCGACGCCACACCCGCAAUCGCCGUAACUACACUCUUCGUGUACUAUGUGUUUUAUAACACUCGACACCACUCUUGCAAUUUCCCUAUUGACACCAUACACGGCAGAGAAACCUCACAAAUGCCAGCUAUGCAACCAGGCCUUCAUACAGAAGUGCGCGCUUAACAGGCACAUGAAGGGGCACGGGAAGAACAACGAGGACGCCCAGACUCUUAUACGGGCACCCUUGCCGCCCGUCAAUGUCAACAACACUCCGCCGCUGGCUAUGGCGUACGCGCAGUGGCAUACCAAUUAAUUCAUGUAAAAUAGCUUAGAUAAACAAAAACAU
Maniola jurtina (meadow brown) is the source of this 1973-nucleotide messenger RNA. RefSeq names its product zinc finger protein 32-like. Gene Ontology annotation, molecular function: zinc ion binding; DNA-binding transcription factor activity; RNA polymerase II cis-regulatory region sequence-specific DNA binding. Gene Ontology annotation, cellular component: chromosome; nucleus; kinetochore. The transcript has 9 exons. Gene Ontology annotation, biological process: regulation of transcription by RNA polymerase II. Bases 257 to 1618 code for a protein of 453 amino acids. Lineage: Eukaryota; Metazoa; Arthropoda; Insecta; Lepidoptera; Nymphalidae. The record is from RefSeq and is a predicted model, not a curated record.